Molecule: messenger RNA, 850 nt
Organism: Lytechinus variegatus (green sea urchin)
Lineage: Eukaryota; Metazoa; Echinodermata; Echinoidea; Temnopleuroida; Toxopneustidae
Product: plasminogen-like
Exons: 4
Coding region: 1-504 (167 amino acids)
Molecular function (GO): signaling receptor binding; endopeptidase activity
Source: RefSeq, a predicted model, not a curated record
AUGACAAUAAGUUAUUGCAUGAGAGAACCUUGUCAAUAUGGCUGGUGUGAGGAGACUUUACUCGGCUACUACUGUCAUUGUCCUCCAGGAUUUGGAGGAAUCAGUUGUAGUAAAGGAAUGCACACAGUUAGCUCUAUGGUGACCGCAAUGACUACCACGACUACGCCAUCACCACCACCGACACCUAUCCUCUCUACUAGCAACUUCCAAAAUAGUCUCAUGGAUUUUAAUGAAUGCUAUACAAUGGUGGAUGGAAACGAUUACAGAGGUGAGGUAUCCAUCACUCAUAGCAAUAAGACGUGUCAAAAUUGGACAUCACAGCAACCUCAUUCUCACACCCGGAACCCGGUGAAUUACCCAGACGCUGGGCUUGGAGACCAUAACUUUUGCCGCAACCCCGACGGGGAAGAGUAUGCCUGGUGUUAUACCAUGUCACCGUCGAGCCGCUGGGAAUAUUGCGACAUUGGAACCCCCAAAGAUGAAUGCACACCAGAUUCAAUGUGAAGCCCCCAUCACAUCCGAAUCAAGCAGAAUUGGCCGGAAUGCGAGGACUAUUGUUCGACCACCAGUUGGUCAUUUAAUUCUACUUCGAACACCGUUCGAAAAUACCCCUCGAAUGUUUUGAACAUGACAAAAAUCUUCGGGACGGCCAAAAAAAAUGACAAAAAUAUUUCGAAUGCACUCAGAAUGCAGUCAUAAUAUUUAGAAUGUCCAAAAAUGUAGCACGAAUUAUCAACCUGACUCCAUUGCGGUUCAUUUUGACUAGUGUAUGAUGAUUCACCUGGUCAAUUUACUGAAUUUCAACUCCAGUUUGGUGAAUUCAUAAGUUCCUCCCAAAAAAUUCUAGAUU